Molecule: messenger RNA, 940 nt
Organism: Corylus avellana
Lineage: Eukaryota; Viridiplantae; Streptophyta; Magnoliopsida; Fagales; Betulaceae
Source: RefSeq, a predicted model, not a curated record
CCAACUCUGCGCUGUAAAUUAUCCAAAAGACAGCAUCUUCUGUUUGGCAUUUCAGUCCAUGGCAGAGUCCGGUAUCCUGAAAGGAGGAAGAAAAGACCAAUGACAAAGACAAUGGAAGGGGGGAACCAGUAUAAGAAAGGUUUAUGGACAAAGGAAGAAGACAGGAUACUUACGGAUUGCGUUAAGGUGCAUGGAGAAGGGCGGUGGAAUCAUGUUGCUAAGAGAACAGGCUUGAAGAGAUGUGGGAAGAGUUGCAGGUUAAGGUGGAUGAACUACCUGAGCCCCAAUGUGAAGCUAGGCAAUUUUACGGAGCAAGAAGAAGACCUCAUAAUUAGACUCCAUAAUCUCCUUGGAAACAGGUGGUCUCUGAUUGCUAAAAGGGUGCCUGGAAGAACUGACAAUCAAGUCAAAAAUUAUUGGAACACUCAUCUAAGCAAAAAGCUGGGCCUCAAGAAGCGAAAUAGCCAUCUUGGUGUUUCUGGCCUCACAGAGUCCAUGGCAGUGAUAGUGUCAGAGACCCCAAGAACUUUAAGUCCUUUUUCUAACACCAGCAAAGUCAUUGAAGAUGAGGUAAGCACAGGCACAGGCACCCAGAAGAUGGAUGAGGCCUCAGACUCACAAGAAUUCGUUAUCAGCCAGAGUUUUGUCAACUCUUUUUGGGAGUCUGAUAGUAUCUUGGAGUUGAGCAGCCUUGAUGGAAUUCUGGGAUGGAACUCUUUUGAUUUUGCUUGACAUUAUUCAUUCCUCAAUGAGGACCGACAGAGUUUCUGAACUAGCAAGUAGGAUUACUUCUAUUUAAUUAGGUGAUAACUUUUCUUUGGUCAUUAAGAGGGGUAUGCUUAACAUGUUCGUUUAUUUCAAAAGAACAAAAGUGUCGUACAAAAGAUGUUACACAAGCAAAACUUUAUUCGAAAAAAGGAAAAGAAGAAAAAGGGGCAGG